Gorilla gorilla gorilla (western lowland gorilla) is the source of this 1614-nucleotide messenger RNA. RefSeq names its product chromosome 11 C2orf88 homolog (gene AKAP19). Bases 970 to 1257 code for a protein of 95 amino acids. Lineage: Eukaryota; Metazoa; Chordata; Mammalia; Primates; Hominidae. Gene Ontology annotation, molecular function: protein kinase A regulatory subunit binding. The record is from RefSeq and is a predicted model, not a curated record. The transcript is spliced from 6 exons.
GGGGUUUCACCAUGCUGGCCAGGCUGGUCUGGAGGUCCUGACCUCAAGCGAUUGCCCCGCUUCAGCCUCCCAAAGUGCUGGGAUUACCCACCGCGCCUGGCCGGCAACGUUUUCCUAACGGUGACUGGAGUAGCAGACUGGCGUGAACAAGAAUGGGCUUCAGGUGAGGGUCUAGCGUUGCCCCACGGACCAAUCCUGGUUGACGAGGCUAAGGGAAGCCCAGCAACCACGCAGAAGCCCGGCAAUCUUCCGCAGCGCUCCCAUCCUCCACAAGUCCUUACAACAGCCCCAGCACCACCCGCGGGACCAAAUGCUCAAGCUGGGAGCGGCGACAGGGAAGCGCUGGCUCCCAGAAUGGAGCCUAUUGGACCUGCCAGCUGAUGGUGACCAGGUGAAAUAGAUAUCCUGAGCACACCUGUUUGAUUCCAAGGGCUCCUACCAUAAUCUUUUGUAUAAAAGAUAAGGAGUUUUAAAACCUCGGAUGGCUUAAGUUUUCCCCAUGCAAAAAAUUCCGGACACACACAAAAAAGUAGAAAAGAACCUGGCUGCCUGCUUGAAUAAUUGGAGAGGAAAAAAUUACAGAGAUCAUCCCUGAAACACUGCGAAGCUCCUGAAGGGCAUGGACUCUAGCUUAUUACAGACAUACCCUGGCAUCUAGCACAAUACCUGGCACAUAAUAGCCUUCAUUUAGAAAGGGAACAUGAGAAGCACUGAAAAGUAAGGCACUGUGAUCUACACGGAAACCAUAUAUUGGGCUCACAGCUACUGAAUGAGACUGACUGGUGGAGACAGUUUAGUGAACCUGGUAAACACUACACGUGAACAGUGGUGAAAGGGAACAUUGAUUACUGAAGUGCCCUGGAGAGGGAAAGCACUGGUCAACAUCACAUGGACAAAUUUCAUUGUUUUCUAAAGAUGGCCUGGAAGUAGUCUUUGCCACUGCUUCCUCCACAAACAGCUCUUCAUAACAUGGGCUGCAUGAAAUCAAAGCAAACUUUCCCAUUUCCUACCAUAUAUGAAGGUGAGAAGCAGCAUGAGAGUGAAGAACCCUUUAUGCCAGAAGAGAGAUGUCUACCUAGGAUGCCUUCUCCAGUUAAUGUCAAAGAGGAAGUGAAGGAACCUCCAGGGACCAAUAUUGUGAUCUUGGAAUAUGCACACCGCCUGUCUCAGGAUAUCUUGUGUGAUGCCUUGCAGCAAUGGGCAUGCAAUAACAUCAAGUACCAUGACAUUCCAUACAUUGAGAGUGAGGGGCCUUGAGGCUGUAGGAUGACAACACUUUGACUGUGGAGGUGCUAGUUUGAAUAAAUGUGACAAAAGCAAAAACUGGUGUGAAAAAGUACAAAUAACUAUCUGGAUUUAAAAAUGUGUCUACGAUAAUGUCACUAGUGUAAGAACAACUAGGAUGAAAUGCAUUUUAAGUACUUCUAUGUUAAAUUUUAAGUACUUCUAUGUUAACAGCAAUUUCUCUCUGUUUAGUCUUAGAUUUUAGUCAUCUGAAGGGCUGAACAGAGGUCCUGUGACACCCAAUAAUCAGCUGAAUGUCACAGCACUUCUUCCUAAGUAAUGGCAUCACCAAAGAAAAUGCUAAGGAAUAAAAACUGCCCCAAAUUCCAA